This is a messenger RNA of Micromonas commoda, 1443 nucleotides long. RefSeq lists its product with no specific name. Gene Ontology annotation, cellular component: membrane. Gene Ontology annotation, biological process: lipid metabolic process. The coding region runs from base 1 to 1443 and encodes 480 amino acids. The record is from RefSeq and is a predicted model, not a curated record. The transcript has a single exon. Gene Ontology annotation, molecular function: heme binding; oxidoreductase activity, acting on paired donors, with oxidation of a pair of donors resulting in the reduction of molecular oxygen to two molecules of water. NCBI's taxonomy places the organism in Eukaryota, Viridiplantae, Chlorophyta, Mamiellophyceae, Mamiellales, Mamiellaceae.
AUGGCUCCACGCGAAAAUAUAAACUCUGCUAGUAACGCCGAUCCAAUUGAUCGCAUCGGAACGAAUGCCAAUGAGCGGACUCCGACCCGCAAGUACACUGUUACUGAGGUUGAGAAGCAUUCGACACCUGACGACUGCUGGCUAAUAGUGCGCGGCAAGGUGUACGACGUCACCCCUUUCGUACCCAGGCACCCGGGUGGCAACAUGAUUUGGGUGAAAGCUGGAGGUGACUGCACACAACUUUUUGACUCAUAUCAUCCCUUACGAACUCGGCCAUUGCUGGAAAAGUACUACGUUGGAGAGUUGCAGCGCAGGACAGAUGAUAAGGACAAAAUAAUCACAUACGAGGAUGAUUUGAAACAUGGAAAGUUCUACCUUGACUGCAAGCUUGCGGUGGAAGGAUGGUUUAAAGACAACAAGAAAGACCCGCGGGUACAUCCAGAAAUGUAUGUCAAAUCAGUAUGUAUACUCGCGGGCGUGAUUAUUUUUCAUUAUUGCAGUUUUUUCCUCUGUGCUUCUUUCCCUGUUGCCCUUAUUUUUGCUGUGGCUCAUGGGAUCUGUAAAGCUGAGAUCGGUGUCUCCAUUCAGCACGAUGCGAAUCACGGAGCGUUCGGAAAAUCGCGACCGUUCAUGCAUGCUAUGCAACUCACUCUCGAUAUUGUUGGGGCGUCUUCUUUCAUGUGGCGGCAGCAACACGUCGUUGGGCAUCACGCAUACACCAACGUCAUCGAAGUGGACCCAGAUAUUCGUUGUGCUCCUGAGAAGGAUCUUCGUCGCAUCAAUGAGCAUCAACCGCACGAAACUUAUCAUUGUUACCAGCAUAUUUAUCUUGUGUUUGCUUAUGGACUUUUGUCACUGAAAAGUUGUUUUGUGGAUGAUUUCAGCGCUUUGGCCAGUGGUAAAAUUGGAUGGGUGAAAGUAGCCAAGUUUACAAAUCAUGAAGCAAUGACCUUCUGGGGCUGUAAGCUCAUUUGGGCAUUUUAUUAUCUUUACUUACCAACCAUAUACGGAACCCAUUCUGCUAGCCACGCAGCCUUACUCAUCAUCGUCACCGAGUUUGUCACCGGAUGGCUGCUGGCAUUCAUGUUUCAAGUGGCACAUGUUGUUGGUGAUGUGCGCUUUUUUAAGCUGACUGCACAAGGCAGCUUGAAACUCGGUUGGGGAGAAUCUCAACUCUACUCAAGCGCAGACUUUGCUCACGGAAGCUGGUUUUGGACUCAUUUCUCAGGGGGGCUCAAUUAUCAAGUAGCACACCACUUAUUUCCCGGGGUUUGUCACUGUUACUACCCACAUAUUGCCCCCAUCAUCCAAAAGGUCGCGAAAGAAUAUGGCUUGGACUACUGCGUCUACCCCUCCUUCUGGACUGCCCUUGUCGCACACUUCAAGUACUUGAAAGUAAUCGGGCAGAAAUCACACGUGCCUUCGCUGCAGACAGUGGGUUGA